ACAGUCAUGUGGAGCUUUGCUAUGAAAGGACAUCUGAACAGAUAUUCAGCUCAAGACCUUAUUUACUGUAAACAGUUGUAGUCAGUGCAUGAUAACAGAGAGACAUUUUAUUGUUAUGAUUGUUCAAUGCCUUGUUGCUUUUGAACCUGUUCGAGGACAGUGCGAUGACGUUUCACCAACCCGGAAAUAGCAGUUAGACAGCUAAGAGAGAGAGAGAGAGAGACAGAGAGAGAAGUAAAUCACUCUUCCCGGAUCCCAGGCGUCGGAAGUGGACUUCUAAACAUUUCUACUCCGUUUAUAGUGUGAGUUGCAGUGCAGGACUGCGGCCUUGGCCAAGUGCCUGGGUGGCUUUUCCUCCUCUCACCUUCCUCUGCUCAUCUGCUGGUGCCUGUCAUGGGGAACCUUCUAAAAGUUUUGACGUGCACAGACCUUGAUGAAGAGCCCAACUUCUUCCUCGAUUUUGAAAAUGCACAGCCCACGGAUGCAGAGCGAGAGACGUGGAAUCAAGUGGAUGUGGUCCUAAAGGAUGCCCGAGCAGUUCUCGAUGAACUUCAGGCCUAUAACGGAGCUGUGAAAGAGAUAAGAGAGGCAAUCCAGAACCCCAGUGAUGAGGCAUUGCAGGACCAGGCUUGGGCUGCGGUCGUGCCCCUUGUGGGCAAACUCAAAAAGUUCUACGAGUUCUCUCAGAGAUUAGAGGCAGCACUGCACAGCCUGUUAAGAGCCCUGACCAACGAGACAUACAGUGAUGCCACACAGCACCUGGAGCGAGAGCAGGCCCUUGCGAAGCAGUUUGCUGAGAUCCUGCAUUUCACACUUCGCUUUGAUGAGCUAAAGAUGACAAAUCCUGCCAUCCAGAACGACUUCAGUUACUACAGGAGGACUCUGAAUCGCAUGAAAAUUAAUAAUGUCCCAGCAGAAAGAGAAAAUGAGGUCAACAACGAGCUAGCCAAUAGAAUAUCUCUAUUUUAUGCAGAUGCCACGCCCAUGCUGAAGACUUUGAGUGAUAGCACGACAAAGUUUGUAUCUGAGAACAAGAACUUGCCUAUUGAGAACACGACAGAUGUGUUGAGCACCAUGGCAAGUGUGUGUAAAGUUAUGCUAGAGACACCUGAGUACCGUAGCCGUUUCAGCAGUGAGGGCACCGUGUCAUUCUGUUUGCGUGUCAUGGUGGGUGUCAUCAUCCUCUAUGACUAUGUCCAUCCUGUCGGUGCUUUCGCCAAGUCCUCCAAAAUAGAUAUGAAAGGAUGCAUUAAAGUUCUCAGAGAUCAACCUCCAAACAGCGUGGAAGGCUUAUUAAAUGCUCUCAGGUACACGACAAAGCAUCUGAAUGAUGAAUCAACUGCUAAGACCAUUAAAAGCAUGUUGCAGUAAGCUGCAUCUCGGGGAUACACACCACUGGCCUCAUACAAGUGUUCAGGGGACACACUCACUCCCCGGCAACAGCAAUGCACAGAAUGUUUUUUUUUUUUUUCUUUCCUUCUAAAGUCAAAAUCAGACAUACCAUUUGGACUUUUUUUCUUCUUUUUUUAAUUGCAUGCUAUUGGAAUUUGGUGUUUUUUGUGCCAAAUCACUUCUUGCUGAAAUCUUGGUUUUAAUACAUACAGCCAUAUAAAUGAUGGCAGCUGCAUUUUAGGUAAAAAAAUAAAGAAAUAAAUUAUUUUUCUGAUUAUUAGGUUAAUUUUGCUUGUUUCCCUAUAAAAGGGAGGGAGAGAGUUUUUGACUUGAAAAUAAAAAAAGUAUAUUGACAGAGAAAUAUAAAUAUAUAUUUUAUUUAGUUUGAAUUAAUAUUUAAUAUCAUGCCCUCUGCAUGAUAUAAUGUAUUUAAGAAACAAACAAACAACAAAAACCUGGCAUUUCAAAAUUGUCUGAGUGCUUGGUUGUGUGCAAGUUUCAGAAAAGUGAAUUAAAUUAUCUUUUAAUAUUAAAAUGGUACUAGUCAAAACUGAGGUCUUCAGAUGGUAGUAAAUGUUUAAAUUUUAUAUUUUUUUUAUAGGUUUUGAUUUUUUUUUCCAUAGAUGUGAUUGUUUUUCUUUUUUGAAAAUCAGCUUCAAUAUUUCUGGUGAAUUAAAAGUGAGUUUUUGAUGUAUGAUGAUAUGAA
Neoarius graeffei (lesser salmon catfish) is the source of this 2098-nucleotide messenger RNA. It is a transcript of the gene cyribb, whose product is annotated as family with sequence similarity 49 member Bb. Gene Ontology annotation, molecular function: small GTPase binding. The transcript is spliced from 12 exons. Lineage: Eukaryota; Metazoa; Chordata; Actinopteri; Siluriformes; Ariidae. Bases 394 to 1371 code for a protein of 325 amino acids. The record is from RefSeq and is a predicted model, not a curated record. Gene Ontology annotation, biological process: regulation of actin filament polymerization; positive regulation of T cell activation.